Messenger RNA from Saccostrea echinata, 1115 nucleotides. RefSeq names its product ankyrin repeat domain-containing protein SOWAHA-like. Bases 36 to 650 code for a protein of 204 amino acids. The transcript has 7 exons. Lineage: Eukaryota; Metazoa; Mollusca; Bivalvia; Ostreida; Ostreidae. The record is from RefSeq and is a predicted model, not a curated record.
UAACACAGGGUUACACUGCAUUACAUCUCGCUGCAAUGCAUGGACAUGAAGACAUAAUAGAACUUCUAGUCUCAACUUACAAAGCUGAUGCCAAUCUCCGAGAUUACAGUGGAAAGAAAGCUAAACAGUAUUUAAGAAAUACUGCCUCUACUAAAGCUCAACGUUUAUUUGGAAAUGACAUUAAUGUAAUCGCAAUGGGAGAAUUGUUAUUAUCAAGAAAAUUGGGAUCAUCACUUGGCUCUGUUCGAUCUUUGGACGAUUCUUUUACAAGGAGCGCUUCUUUUAGAAGAAGCAAGCAGGUAAAGGCUAUCAGUAGUCUCAUCCAGGGUUCCUCUUCAGGGGUCAAGGCUAUGUUUAGAACAACGUGGGCAGGAUCAGCUGAUGAUUUAAUUCGUAACCGUCAGUCUCGCUCUCGAAGUCCAAACUCUUCCACACCAGGAAGUGGAAAAUCCUCUCCAAGUCCUCAACGAAGGGAAACGUUUGCAAGUAGAUCAGUCGAUAGGGAAUUAAUGCCACCUCCAUCUGCUCCAGUAAGGAAGAGGCGCGAAGCUCAGUCAGGUAGUGAUGGAAACCUUGCUACCGAAGAUAUAACAAGAACGAUCUCGGAGCCCUCUCUCAAUAGUGGAAGAUUACCAAAGACCUACAUAUGAAAGUAGUUCGAAGGAAAUUGCUUUCUACGUUCAAGUACCACAAAAAUAAAUAUUAAUUUGAAGUAAAAUGUUUUCUACUUACAAGUUCCAUUUACAUCAUUCAUGGCAUUAAAAAUAUUUUGCGUGUAAUACUGUAUAUAUAUGCAUAAUUAUCAUUUCAGAAAAAAACAAUUUUGAUCCAUUUUAUUGUGCAAUAUUGAUGAUCUUUAAAAAGUGAGUUCGUAGUUGACACAACAUUUCAUUAUGACUAGAAUAUGUAGAAAAGUGUAUUAAUUUCCCUUUUAUGUCAUGCAAUUAUAUAACUUUAUAUAUACACAGUCUGUACAAGUUCAGUUCAAACAUCAGCUUAGACAUUGGCAUUCAAAGCAAACUACCACACUGUAGUAUUUUCAUUGUUUAUAUAUUUUAACUUUUACUUGUUAUUUUGUUUUUACUCAAUGUUGACAAUAAAAAAGAAGUAGCUAA